Molecule: messenger RNA, 141 nt
Organism: Acaulospora colombiana
Lineage: Eukaryota; Fungi; Glomeromycota; Glomeromycetes; Diversisporales; Acaulosporaceae
Source: the annotation of a GenBank genome assembly
CUUCCUGAAAAUAUAGCGAAUCAACAUUUAACCAAUAGUGUCUCGAGCGACUCAACACUUGUGGCACCAAUUCUUACGCCGGCCCAGUUUUCAAAAACAGCCGAGAUAUUUGGCGACAUGGCCGUUGUUAAACAGAAUGAA